GUCUGCCCGCUGGUGCGUUUGCGCCUCCCACCUUGAGAGCGAGGUGGAGAAGAGUUCACUUUACGGAGUUUAAGGUCUGGUGUUGGUGUUGGUGUUGGUGCCCCGUCUGGAGGAAAAGGUUCUGGCGAGGCAGAAAAGCCCCUUUUACACUGAGCCAAGAUGCUGAACAUGUGGAAGGUCAGGGAGUUGGUGGACAAAGCAACCAACGUGGUGAUGAACUACUCAGAGGUAGAAUCUAAAGUCCGAGAGGCCACCAAUGACGACGCCUGGGGACCGUCAGGACAGCUGAUGACUGAAAUCUCUAGAUGCACCUUCAUGUAUGAGCAGUUUCCAGAGGUGAUGAACAUGCUGUGGGCCCGCAUGCUGAGAGACAACAAGAAGAACUGGAGGAGAGUUUACAAGUCUCUGCUGCUGCUGGGGCAUCUAAUCAGGAAUGGAUCAGAGAGGGUUGUUACCAGUGCCAGAGAACAUCUGUAUGACCUGAGGUCAUUAGAAAGCUACCACUUUGUUGAUGAGAACGGGAAGGACCAGGGCGUGAACGUGCGUCAGAAGGUGAAGGAGAUGGUGGAGUUUGUCCAGGACGAUGACCGGCUUAGGGAGGAACGGAAAAAAGCAAAGAAGAACAAAGACAAAUACAUCGGGGUGUCCUCUGACAGCAUGGGAUACCGUACUUACUCGGGGGACAAAUACGACUCGAACGAAAGCCAGGGAAAGUGGGACGACGACUGGGACAGGAGUAAAGGGCAGUUCCCCUUCAGCGAGAAGCUGGGCGAGAUCAGCGACAAAAUCGGCAGCACCAUCGAUGAUACCAUCAGCAGAUUUCGGAAGAAGGAUAGAGACGACUCACCGGAUCGAUUUAGUGACCACGAGGAGGACCGGAGUCGCUCAUCUCACAAUGGCCAGCCUGGAAAAGAGUUCAAAGAUGAAGAGGAGACUGUUACCACCAAGAGUGUUCACAUAGUCCAAGCAACAGAGACAACGGCAACACGCAAAAGGGGAGGGGUCCCGUCUAGGAAAGUAGACCUGGGGGCCGCGGCCAACUACACAGGAGACGGAAGCCCAAACACCACCACCAAACAGCCCCAGCCAGCAGCAGCUGCCCCUCCACCCUCCAGUACCAGCCUAGCUGACCUACUAAUGGUGGACACAACACCAAGCCAGCCCACUGCCACAGACUUGAUGGGUGGAUUUGCUGACUUCUCUGCGCCUGGUGCCUCUGUAGGCCUCUCCUCAGGAUCUGCAACACCAGCCUCUAACAGUAAUGGAGAUUUUGGAGAGUGGAACGCCUUCCCUGGAGGUCAGAUGCCAGUGUCUGCUCAGACUGCCGACACCAGCAAAUUCGACCUUUUUGGUGGCAUGACGGCAGGUCCUGCAGCCGUCCCGGCACCCGUGCCAAUCUCGGCUCCGACCUCUGGCCCUGCCUCGGCAGACCUGUUCGACCUGAUGGGUCCGACUCAGUCUCUCACCUCGUCCCAGAGCCUCAACUUCAGCAUGAGCAGCACACAGAGCAUGAGCAGCACCGUCCUGCCCCAGUCUAGGUCACAGCCCCUACAGAACAUGGGGGGUGCUCUACAUCUGCAUCCGCUCGAGCCUGUACAACAGGGAGUGGUCUCUCAAGGUGCUGGAGCCAAAGCGUCCCUCCCCUCCACCUGGGCAGACCACUCUAUCAACAUCAGCCUGGACUUCCUGGGACCAGGCAUGCAGCCGCCCAAGACUAGCCAGCCCAGCCUCAACACCCUCCAGCACGGUAACCAGACCAACAUUCUCUCCCAGGGACUUUCCACCAUGAGCCUUGGAACACCAGCGCCCAGAUCGCCUGUAAAUCCUAUGAUGCACACUGGUGCUGGCAUGGGGAUGGGCAUGGGCAUGGGUAUGGCCCCCAACCAGGGCAUGAUGGGGAUGGGCAUGAACAUGGGAAUGCCACAAGGAGGUAUGACUAUGGGGAUGCCCGGUGCCAUGGGGAUGGGAAUGGGUAUGAAUCCAGCAAUGGUCCAACAACCCAAACAUGAUGCCUUCGCUGACUUCGGCAACUUUGGAAAGUGAUGGAGCUGGAGAGCAAAGAUUUAUCAGGAGGAGCGGUAUGGGUCGGCCUUUCUCUCUCUCUCUCUCUCUCUCCCUCUCUCUGUCUCACUCUCCCUCUCUCUCUCUCCGUCCAUUGGCGAAGGAUUGUUAUGAGCUGCAAACAAAGAGUACUUGAAUAAUGUCAACUAUCAUAAUACCAACACCUUGCAAUCUCCUCACUUUCAAAAGUAAUGCCGCAUAAUGAUAAAGUGUGUGUGUGUGUGUGUGUGUGUGUGUGUGUGUGUGUGUGUGUGUGUGUGUGUGUGUGUGUGUGUGUGUGUGUGUGUGUGUGUGUGUGUGUGUGUGUGUGUGUGUGUGUGUGUGUGUGUGUGUGUGUGUGUGUGUGUGUGUGUGUGUGUGUGUGUGUGUGUGUGUGUGUGUGUGUGAGAGAGAGAGAGAGAACCAAGGAUCUGCCUGGUCUGGGGUGGUGGUCAAACAUACACGCUGACAGUGUGCCUUGUUGGUUGGUCACAAGUCGGUGCGAAGAAGGAAGUGUGUGCCACCGAGAGAAUGUCAGGGGUAUUUGCUUUAUAACCUCAAUCAAGUGAAAUCACCAGAAUAUAAGAAAAAAAAACAUAUCAGUACCUGCAUAAUUUUUUACUUUACUGAAUGAUGACUUUGGAUAUCAUGAUUCGCCAUUUUAACUUUCUAAUGUAGUACAUUUAAAAUUAUCAACUGACCUCUUUUUUUUUUCCUUCUUUUUUUUGUCCUCGCUCUUCCUUUGACCUGUACAUAGAAAUCUGGAGCCCUGAAAAAUAAUUUAUGAAGUUCCUAUAGGAGAGGCAGUGACAAUGUGAAGGGUUGUAUCCUACAGACCAAAUGUGAUAUGACUUAAGACCUAUAACAAAAGCACGUUGACACCUUCUCUUUGUACAUAAGUGUCCACACACUCCGGAUGUGGCCUGUCGGCAGCGCUGCAGCACGGUCAUUAAUUGGAGUUCGGAGUGGGAGCUGUUGAUUGGUUUCAGGAGUUUGUCCUUAAACAGACCAUCAUAUGAGGCCUUUCUUGUUAGUAUAUAUAAAUAUAUAUAUAUUUUACCUAAGAGAAAUGUUAUAAUCAGUUUGCAUCCAAAUGAUAAUCGGUAGGUAGAAAGAACCUCCUACAGCGGUCGUGGGUUCUUUAUUCUAGCUCAGAGUGCCUUCAGUUAACCUCUGUGAAGGAGACAGUGGGACUAUGCAGUGUUGAGGACAGCUACCAGAACAGAGCAUCUGUACCAUGUACAAAAAAAAGGGUUUGUACUUACACCUCAAACCAAGUGUACUUUCUGUACAGGUAUCAUGCAGUUGUGUAAUUAUAUCCCUCAUUCGGGUUUUGUCUGUCCCAUGCACAUUUGUAUUGUUUCCACUGUUAGGGCCAGCGAUAACUUCAGUUCUCUGAAAAACACAGGAUGAAAGUGCUCAAGUCGGCACACAUCAGUGUGUUCAAAUGUCCCAACGUGUGCAUCUUGGUCAAUGCUGCCUUUUCACCUUCCACCUUUAUUAAUGUUACCCAUUAAAACCCGGCAAUCUUGAAAACAUUGUUUCUGUCAUAACUGUCAUUAGUCUGCACGUUACUGCAACUCAUCAGGUACAGAAAAGUGUAGUGAGAGAGCGAGGCGCAGUACAGUCACGGCGGUGGGACGAGGAUGUGUUGUGGGGUAAUGGAUAAUGAAGUAUCCCAGUUCAGCUGUACAGCAGCUGAGUGAUCCGAAAGAUUCAAGUGCCUGCCGACGGCUGCCUCCUGACCCUUGUAAUGAGUGAUUGAUAAUAUAACUCUGGGCUGCCUGACAUAUUUGGUCUGAACUAAAUAAUUCACUGACCUGAGAGGGCGGUGGAUUCUUUCACCCCAGGAGGAUUGAAGUUGUGCUUCCCUACUCUCCCAAGGGCCCGAGAAGCUGAGCACACUAACACAUAGUAGCCUUGCGUUGGAGUCUGAAGCAUUAAAAUGACCAAAAUCUGUUUGCUGUUUUAUUAAACUAUCUCGGUAGAUUAUUUUAUGCAUUGUUUUUUAUUAUGUCAAAUCGUUUUGAUCUUCUUUAAAAUGGGAUUGUUACUGAAACACUAGUAUAUGCAAAUGUAAAAAAAAAAUCCUUUGAGAGAAAUUAAAUUUUGCAUCAUUCCCAUUUUGAUUUGAUUUACACAUCAAGAUUCUUUAUCUACAACAUUAAACAGUUGAUUGAAA
This is a messenger RNA of Scophthalmus maximus (turbot), 4222 nucleotides long. It is a transcript of the gene clint1a, whose product is annotated as clathrin interactor 1a. Gene Ontology annotation, biological process: endocytosis. Gene Ontology annotation, cellular component: plasma membrane; endosome; clathrin vesicle coat. The record is from RefSeq and is a predicted model, not a curated record. Lineage: Eukaryota; Metazoa; Chordata; Actinopteri; Pleuronectiformes; Scophthalmidae. Bases 160 to 2043 code for a protein of 627 amino acids. Gene Ontology annotation, molecular function: phospholipid binding; clathrin binding. The transcript has 12 exons.